AUGGCCGACGAACAUCAGUUGAUUAAAUUUGAACCUGGCCAUAUACGCCAAAUUUCGGAUGCAGCAAACACCCCGAAACUGGAUGUACUCAAACCGUUUUUCGACUUGUCGAUAGCAAUCAGAAAUGCUACUGGAGUACUUCCGGAUAACGUUAAACCGGCCAUAGUCCACUUGUGUAAUAUUCAUUCAAGGAUGAAUACUAAAAUAAAACAGGGACUAAGUGUUGCAGGUGCUACAGCAGCAAAAUUUGUACUCAAAUGUUCCGCAUUAAUGGCACGCCAGAUGAACGAAAAAGAUGCAGUUGCUCUGAAGAGUUUGGCGGAUAAAUUAGCUGCUUGCUUGGUUACAGAUUUGGAGCAAUUCAUUCGCGAGGCAACGGAUGAGCUUUCAAUAGUACAGAAGACAUUGCUAAUAGAAGCGUCAGGAGGUAGACUGAGGGGGUUGAUUAACGAUCUGGAAAAACUGGAAACGCAGUUGAAGGAAGAUGAAGGAGUAAUAGAGAAAAUAGAGUUAGAAAUGAACCAAAUCGAAGGGAAAAUUGCAUCACUCAAAUACCGAAUAAGUCUUUUGGAAAAGAAUACCACAAAUGAAACCAUGGCAAAAAAUGAAAUGAGACAGGAGUUGACUCAAUUGAAGAUACAAAUACCGGAUUAUGAAAGGGUGCUGCUACAACACCAUAACAUCACGACCAAGCAAACGAGACCAGUACUUUUCGGAUUAUUCAACCGAUCACAAGAUAUUGUUACUGAUAACGGCGAAGCAACCGCAAAAAAAAACCUUGAUGAAUUGAAUGUAAGAAUAAAGAUCUUGGAAACCAGCAUGGGGAACUGGUCUAUUGGAGAAUUGGAAAAGAGUAAAACCGAUGCAGUAAAUGAAGUAGUAGUCCUUGAAGAGCAGCAAAAGGAGUUACAAAAAGAAAACGCACCAGCCGUAAAGAAGCGUAUGGAUUUAUUGGCAAUCAAAGAAAAAGUAUGCAAAGAAAUCGAAAAUAUUUAUGAAAAGUUAGAAACAAGAAAUCAGGAAAGUAUCAAAACUGUUGACACUUUGGCAACAUGUGUGAUGGAUGCCACUGAAAGCUUCCAGAAGGCGUGCACUCAGAUUAAUUCUCAUUUAUUAUCAAUCGACACUGAUGCGGAUUUGAUUGUUGACGGAAUUAUUGGCGCGAUCCAAUUAGUGACUCUCGCUGAUGAAUGCAACGGUACCGCCACGCUACAGCGAAUAAAACAUCAGUUAUCUACAAUAGAAAUACUUCCCGUCCGCACUAACUCUGCCACCGUAGAGGAGGCAUGA
Molecule: messenger RNA, 1290 nt
Organism: Didymodactylos carnosus
Lineage: Eukaryota; Metazoa; Rotifera; Eurotatoria; Philodinida; Philodinidae
Source: the annotation of a GenBank genome assembly